AUGAAUACCCGACAACAACAGGCAUGGCUUCAACAAUUUCCUUGUAAAGGCCCAACAGAUAAUGAAAGACCCUCGAUUUUUGGAUUCUCACCCGUUGCGAAAGGAGACUAUGUAUGUUGUCCAAAUUCUAAUAUUUGGGGAAUAGAUAAUGGGUACCAAAACCAACAUGAGAAACCAGUUCCCAUAAGACCUAAUGAAAGGGGACAUCGUAAUUAUCAAAAUCCUGGUUUUAAUAAUCCAGGUGCAUUUACUGGGCAGCAAAACAAUUUACUAGGAAAUCCUAAUUUCGAAAAUGGUGUUGGAGAUGGUACAAAAAUACCUCAGCCAUUUGGACAACAUCCAGGAACUUUUGGUGGAAAUGGAAACCCACAAAAUGGACAAAAUAAUCAAGGCAUAUUUGACAAUACCCCAAACUUAAAUUUUCCGCAAUUCCCUAACAAUGGAAAUAACUUUGGUGGCCAACCGCAAAACGGGCAGUAUCCAAAUGGUCCAUUUCCUAACGGUCAAUUUCCUAAUAAUAAUCAGUUUCCCAAUAGUAAUUUCCCAAAUAGUCAAUUUCCUAAAAGUCAAUUUCCAAAUAGCCAAUUUCCAAAUGGUCAAUUCCCAAGUAAUCAAUUUCCAAGCAGUCAAUCUCCAAAUAGCUAUUUUCCUAAUAAUCAGUUCCCAAAUGAUCAAUUUCCUAGCUUUACUGGACAAACACAAUAUCCCAAUAGUGGGGACCAGAAUAGCGGCAUUUUUAAUCAAGGUGGAAACCAACAAUGUCCAUCUCAUACAGAUAUGAUUCCAGAUCCUUCUACAGGUUGUUGCGGCAAAGAUGACUCUGACUCUGUAAGAAUAACAGAUUUACAAAAUGUACUUAGCAUGUAUGCACCUUCUAACUCGAAUAGAUAUCCAAGACCUAACCAUUCUCCUCGCCAAAAAAUGCAAAGAUUUCCAUACUAUCAAAACAGGCAAAAACGAUCCUUUGACCAAAAUAACACAUCGGACGAUAGUCUAGAAGAUAGAAUAGCAGGUGGGAAAGAAACCGAAUUGGAUCAGUUUCCAUGGACUGUUCUAUUGAAAGUAACCUUCGAUUAUGGUAACAGAGAAGCUGCUUUUAGUUGCGGAGGCUCUCUGAUAAGCCAACGAUUUAUACUGACUGCUGGUCACUGCGUAUAUGAGUCUGGAGCAAAAGUGUCAAGCGUUGAAGUCACACUAGCUGAGUACGACAAAAGAACAUUUCCCAAAGACUGCAUAUCCGAAAUGGGUGGAGAGCGAGAAUGUAUUGAAAAUAUAAGAAUGUAUUCAGAAAAUAUUAUACAUCAUCCUGAAUAUGAUGACGAUCAACUACAUAAUGAUAUUGCGCUUAUAAAACUUCGUGGAUAUGCUCCCUAUACGCGUUUUAUUAGGCCUAUCUGUCUUCCGCCGUUAAAUAUCGAUGACCCUGAUUUGUCAAACUUACCUCUCUCUGUGGCGGGAUGGGGUCGCAACGGUGCUUAUGAAACUAAUAUCAAACAAUCAACCGUAGUUCAUUUGGUGCCCCAUGACAAAUGUUUGAAAUCAUAUCCACAAUUGACGGCAUCUCAUCUAUGUGCAGCCGGUCGCACCGGUGAAGAUACUUGUAAAGGAGACUCAGGAGGUCCUUUAAUGAUGUUAUAUCGAGGAAACUAUUAUAUUAUUGGUGUUGUUAGUGGCAAAAGAGCUGACAGUCCAUGUGGAACAAUGUCGUGGACUAAGGUGGUAGCGAUAACUGGUUGCGAUAGUGGCCUGGGUUGGAGUAUUGCAGCUCGUUCAGCGCGAGAGGGUUUCAUUACUGUGGCUGGCAUGUAUAACGGCAUUAACACAGAAGCAGCUAAGUCUCUGAAACGUCUUCGAGCUCAUACCCACAAGCUGGAUAUCACCGACGCCAGCAGCAUACUCAGUUUUUACGAUUAUGUCAAGAAUAUUUUGCAUAAUAACAAUAAUUAUGAAUUAUACGCAAUUGUUAACAACGCUGGAGUGAUGACCAUUGGAGAUUAUGAGUGGCAAACGCCAAAAAUUAUAGAAAAUACAAUUAACGUCAACUUACUUGGAACUAUGAAAUUCACUUCGGCUUUCUUGCCAGAUUUACGCAGGAACGCAUCAAAGAAUAAAAACAACCCUCGUAUAAUCAACGUAGCAAGUCAUUGUGGCCUUCAACCUUUACCUGGGUUCGGGCCCUACAGCGCAAGUAAAGCUGGUUUACUCGCCUGGAGUCAAGCUUUACGUCUUGAACAAUUGAACUUCGGAUUAAAAGUCGUUUCAUUCGUACCAGGUGGUUUUGUUGGUGCCAGUAAUCUUAUGACGAACCAAUAUUCAGAUUCAAAUGCUAUGGUUGAACAUCUGACCGAAGAACAAAGAUCGAUUUACGAAGCAAAAAUUCGUAGAUUGAAUGAUUAUUUAAAACUUGCUUCCAAUAAUUCAAGAUUUGAUUCCUUAAAAGAUGAAAAUAUAAUUGAAACAUUUAUGAAGGCCCUCACUGAUGAAAAUCCUAAGACAAUGUACAAAGUUGAAUCGUGGCGUUACAAACUUUAUUAUAAUUUGUUUAAGUUUCCUUUGCCGGAUAAAUCUUACAGAUGGUUGAUUAAUAAAUUUCUUGGUUUCCCAAAAUAA
Danaus chrysippus (African queen) is the source of this 2610-nucleotide messenger RNA. The record is from the annotation of a GenBank genome assembly. Lineage: Eukaryota; Metazoa; Arthropoda; Insecta; Lepidoptera; Nymphalidae.